UUGGGCAUUUAAGCGUGAAGGUUCACAGAGUUUGGUCACCAAAAGAAAAGGAAUAGAACAAAGACGAGCAAGUAUCAAGAAGCCAGAUCAGUUACAUCCUGUUAUGAUGGCCUCGAUCUCCUUUAUUUGCUUUCUCUUCCUCCUCGGACUCACUGGUGCACACCCAGUAGCCGAUGAAAGCAUGAAGUCGAGGAAUCUAGUCAAUGGUCAAGAAAAUGAACCAAGAAUGCAGUAUGAUUCAAUUAAAGCAUUACCUCCUGUAAACGGCAUGGGUGAUGAGCCAGUCAGGGAUCUUAUGAACGCACCACUGCGUGGUGCACACCCAGUAGCCGAUGAAAGCAUGAAGUCGAGGAAUCUAGUCAAUGGUCAAGAAAAUGAACCAAGAAUGCAGUAUGAUUCAAUUAAAGCAUUACCUCCUGUAAACGGCAUGGGUGAUGAGCCAGUCAGGGAUCUUAUGAACGCACCACCGCCGCCACCGCGGCCGCUGCAAGGAACACUGUACAGUUGGCUUUUAAAACCCCAAGGAUGAAGUCGUUACUUAACAAAAUAAAUGAAGCCGGUUUAUUUUAUACAGAAAGUCGUCCAGAGAAACCUGCAGCGAGCCUACUAACCCUGAUUUCUAAAUUUGGGCUAUUACUGUAUCACGGUUAUUUCCGAAGUGAUGAGGUAUUAAGCUGAUGAAGGUUCCUCUUCCUUCAUGAUUCAGUACCUCUAAGACUGUUUUUGUGAAAUGAAAA
Messenger RNA from Pocillopora damicornis (cauliflower coral), 737 nucleotides. RefSeq lists its product as uncharacterized. The record is from RefSeq and is a predicted model, not a curated record. NCBI's taxonomy places the organism in Eukaryota, Metazoa, Cnidaria, Anthozoa, Scleractinia, Pocilloporidae.